Oncorhynchus gorbuscha (pink salmon) is the source of this 3952-nucleotide messenger RNA. Its product is annotated as EH domain-containing protein 2-like. Bases 419 to 2077 code for a protein of 552 amino acids. NCBI's taxonomy places the organism in Eukaryota, Metazoa, Chordata, Actinopteri, Salmoniformes, Salmonidae. The record is from RefSeq and is a predicted model, not a curated record. The transcript is spliced from 9 exons. Gene Ontology annotation, biological process: endocytosis; endosomal transport. Gene Ontology annotation, cellular component: cytoplasm; plasma membrane. Gene Ontology annotation, molecular function: GTP binding; calcium ion binding; protein binding.
AACUCUGGUGACAUACUAUCCCGCAGACUGACAGGCUUUUGGCUGCUUCUGGCUGCCACACCCACACAUGAGCUGCAGCAACUCUAUAAAGUCAGACUAUUCUGCAACUUACUUAAGGGAAGAGACUCUACUCCCAUCUUCACCAGGUCAUUCAGGAGUCAGAGUGGUGUGUAUAGGAGAGGAGGCCCAGACCAGAGCUCUAACAUAAUACAGAAGUCACAGCCCUACAGCAACAUACAUGACCAUCUUCUGAGAGGAGGCCCAGACCAGAGCUCUAACAUACUACAGAAGUCACAGCCCUACAGCAACAUACAGGACCAUCUUCUGAGAGGAGGCCCAGACCAGAGCUCUAACAUACUACAGAAGUCACAGCCCUACAGUAACAUACAGGACCAUCUUCUGAGAGGAGGCCCAGAGGAUGUCUCGUUGGGGCCGUAAAGACGUGAAGAAGACUCCUGAGGUGAUCAGGACGGUGACAGAGGGGUUAAAGUCUCUGUACCAUCAGAAGCUCCUCCCCCUGGAGCAGCACUACGGUUUCCAUGACUUCCACUCCCCCUCUCUGGAGGACGCAGACUUUGACAACAAACCCAUGGUGCUGGUGGUGGGGCAGUACUCCACUGGCAAGACUAGCUUCAUCAAGUAUGUGUUGGAGCAGGAUAUCCCAGGAAGCAGGAUAGGACCAGAGCCCACCACUGACUGUUUCACAGCCAUCAUGCACGGUGAGGUGGAGGGAGUUAUCCCAGGCAACGCUCUCAUCGUCGACCCCAACAAACCCUUCCGCAAUCUCAACCCCUUUGGAAACACCUUCCUGAACAGGUUACAGUGUGCCCAGCUGCCAAAUCAGGUCCUGGAGAGCAUCAGCAUUAUCGACACGCCGGGGAUCCUGUCAGGAGCAAAACAGAGGGUGAGCCGAGGUGAGAAGAGCAAGGCUCAGGAGUGGACAGGAAAAGGCUAUGACUUCCCAGCGGUGUUGCGAUGGUUUGCAGAGCGUGUUGACCGUAUCAUCCUCCUGUUCGACGCCCACAAGUUGGAGAUCAGUGAUGAGUUCUCCGAGGCCAUCGGAGCACUGCGUGGAAACGAGGAGAAACUGCGUGUCGUCCUGAACAAGGCUGACAUGGUGGGAACACAACAGCUGAUGAGAAUCUACGGAGCUCUAAUGUGGUCUCUGGGCAAGGUGUUCAACACCCCAGAGGUCGUGAGGGUGUAUAUCGGGUCGUUCUGGUCUGAACCACUGCUGGUCCCUGAUAACCGUCGUCUGUUUGAGCUGGAGGAGGAGGAUCUGUUUAGUGACAUCCAGAACCUUCCCCAUAAUGCAGCCCUCAGGAAACUCAACGACCUGGUGAAGAGGGCACGACUGGUCAGAGUGCAUGCCCACAUCAUAAGUUACCUGAAGAAGGAGAUGCCAACCUUCAGGAAGGACAACAGAAAGAAGAACCUAAUCUACCAACUUCCUGUCAUCUUCUCCAAGAUCCAGCUGCAACACCACAUCUCUGCUGGGGACUUCCCUGACUGCGCCAAGAUGCAGGAGCAGCUGUUGACCCAUGACUUCAGUAAGUUCAAGCCCCUGAAACCGUCCCUGAUGGCUGCUCUGGAUGAGCUGCUGGCAUCCGACAUCGCCAAGCUGAUGCCCCUGCUGCGCCAGGAGGAGGUCAACCUGGGGGAGCAGCCAGGGGUACAGGGGGGGGCCUUCCUGGGAACCCGCGCCGGGCCCUUCGUGGUGAACGACCCAUUUGGAGAAGUGGAGAAGGAGGGCGAGGAUGGGGGCGAGAUGGCCUGGGUGGUGACCAAGGACAAGCCCAAAUAUGACGAGAUCUUCUACAACCUGGCGCCCAACGAGGGCAAGCUGAGUGGCACCAAGGCCAGGGACUGGAUGGUGAGCACCCGGCUGCCAAACUCCGUCCUGGGGAGGAUCUGGAAGCUGUCGGAUGUGGACCGAGAUGGCAUGCUGGAUGACGAGGAGUUUGCCCUGGCCAGCCACCUGAUUGAGGUGAAGUUAGAGGGGCAUGGUCUGCCACCCGAGCUGCCAGCACGCCUGGUGCCCCCCUCCAAGCGCAGGCAGAAAGGAUCUGAUAUAUAGAGAGACUACAUUAACCUACCCUUUGGAGCUGAGAGUAUAACCCUCUGACAGCUGACACACACACUACUGCCCCCCUAUGUUGUCCCCUACGUUGUCCCCUACAUUGUCCCCUACCUUGUCCCCCUACUUUGUCCCCCUACUUUGUCCCCUACAUUGUCCCCUAGACCCUUACAUUGUCCCCUAGUCCCCUACGUUGUCCCCCUACUUUGUCCCCUGUGUUGAACCCUACAUUGUCACCUAGUCCCCUAUGUUGUCCCCUAGUCCCCUACAUUGUCCCCUACGUUGUCCCCUGCAUUGUCCCAGUCCCCUACAAUGUCCCCAGUCCCCUACGUUGUCUCCUACAUUGUCUUCUAGUCCCCUACAUUGUCCCCUACGUCAUCCCCCAGUCCUCUACAUUGUCCCCUAUGUUGUCCCCUACGUUGUCCUCAGUCCCCUACGUUGUCCCCAGUCGCCUACAUUGUCCCCUACUUGGUCUUCUAGUCCCCUACAUUGUCCCCUACAUCAUCCCCCAGUCCUCUACAUUGUCCCCUAUGUUGUCCACUACGUUGUCCCCAGUCCCCUACAUUGUCCCCUACUUGGUCUUCUAGUCCCCUACAUUGUCCCCUACGUCAUCCCCCGGUCCUCUACAUUUUCCCCUACAUUGUCCCCUACGUUGUCCCCUACAUUGUCCCCUACGUUGUCCUCAGUCCCCUAUGUUGUCCCCAGUCCCCUACAUUGUCCCCUACAUUGUCUUCUAGUCCCCUACAUUGUCUCCUACAUUGUCCCCUACAUUGUCCCCAGUCCUCUACAUUGUCCCCUAGUACCCCACGUUUUCCCCUUGUGCCCUACAUUGUCUCCUUGUCUCAUUAUCUUUCCUUACUUCGUGUCUGUAAGCCCCUGGCUGCAUCUCAAUAGUCUUCGGUAGCUUUUUCUUCUCCUCUCCUGUAAAGUCACAUUUUCUUGUGUUUUAUUCCUACAGGAUAACAGAGGUCCGAUGCCGUUUCAUGUUUUGUAUUAAUGAAUAGGACAAAAGGACAGAAGGAGAGUAGAGAGGGAGAUCGUAAGUAGACAGAGUAGUGGAGAUGGGUCUUGAACCACCAAGUCCAAUGUGUCUCCACUCUAAUUCCUUUCCCAUAGUGCAGAUGAAGGAAAGGAAAGGAAAGGAAAGGAAAGGAAAGGAAAGGAGGAGGAGGAGGAGGAGAAGAUACUUCAUAUUAUUGAGAUGCACCACAUCUUUUUCCAAUUGGAUCUAAAUGUGUUUUGCUGAGUGAUGUCAAAUAAAAGCUAGUGGCCUGCUCUACUCUACUCUGCUCUACUCUACUCUACUCUACUCUACUCUGCUCUACUCUACUCUACUCUACUCUACUCUACUCUGCUCUACUCUACUCUACUCUACUCUACUAAUUACACACUGAUCUGAUUAUACAUGGCUCUGAAAGCUGCCUUACUAUAUUUGACUUGCUUUUACAUGGAGCUAUUUUGCAGGGGUUUAACAAAUCAAGACAGACAUACAUAGACGCAUGUUGAAUAUGUUCAAGUACACUAAUCUAUGUUCAUGUAUUUGACAGCUGUUGCCAUUAGGUACAGUAUAAAGCUUGUUUAGUCAUCUCUCUGUCUGUCUGCAGGGGCUGGUCCAACCAAUAACAUUGCAGUACUUAUAUAGUUAGUAUAGUUUUCCUCACACACUGUCACUGUCUUCUAUUCAGCUUUUGGGGGAUUGUUUAGUGAGUAGUGCUGUUGAUUUUCUAUUUACUAGACAAAUAACGGCAUGUGUUUCAAAUUAAUGUCAUAUGCUGUGAGAACAAUGUUGUUAUGUAAAACAGUGACUGCUGUUCACAGCUAACUCAACAGCUACAUGUUAUUAUUAUCAUUACCUAAUAAACUGUAUGGACUGUG